Pseudophryne corroboree (corroboree frog) is the source of this 2440-nucleotide messenger RNA. It is a transcript of the gene PNKP, whose product is annotated as polynucleotide kinase 3'-phosphatase. Gene Ontology annotation, molecular function: polynucleotide 3'-phosphatase activity; double-stranded DNA binding; ATP-dependent polydeoxyribonucleotide 5'-hydroxyl-kinase activity. The record is from RefSeq and is a predicted model, not a curated record. Gene Ontology annotation, biological process: DNA repair. Lineage: Eukaryota; Metazoa; Chordata; Amphibia; Anura; Myobatrachidae. The coding region runs from base 16 to 2061 and encodes 681 amino acids. Gene Ontology annotation, cellular component: nucleus. The transcript is spliced from 17 exons.
GGGGCACUCAGGUAGAUGGGGACACUAUGCAGCUGGGGUCACUCACUGAUUGACUUGCAGCAGAGCUGGGUGCACCACACACUAUGGCAAGCUGCUGCAGCAGCAGCAGCCGCCGCCACAUCCAGCCCUGGAGCGACUCCCAUUAAUCCUGUGAGACCGCCCAGCGACCGGCGUCACAACUCCGUGGGCGGAGGAGGAGAUCCGGCCGCUUCCGUGUGCACAGUGUGUGCAGUAAUCACCGGGAGCCCAGCAGCUCUGCUCGCAGCAGACUGUCCCAAGAUGAAGUGCUACAUGAAAAGUGUUGACGGCAAGCAUAGUCCUAUCGAGCUCCUAGAUGGUGUUGGGGUCAUCCUGGGAAGAGGACCCAAGACCUGUAUAGUGGACAGAAAAUGUUCCAAAGAGCAAGUGGAGGUUGCGGCAGAUUUUGAGAGGAGAGCUGUGCGCAUCACACAGCUGGGUGUAAACCCCACCUCCGUCGGAGAGGUCUCACUGAAGCACGGAGAGAGCACCCAGAUGACAGAAGAUCACACUCUCUAUAUGGUGAACUCGCUGCACCCUUACACGGUGGAGUUCAGUAAAGAGAGCCCCAAAAACAACGCUCCAUAUGGAAAGCCCACAGCCGCCUUACAGGGGAACAAAAAGCGCUCUCUGGCUGCAGAACCGAAGAAGAAUAUUACAGACUUUUUCGGCACAACCCAGAAGAGAAGCCACCGGGAUGAAGAACGCAAAGCUGAGCCCAGCAGUAAGAAGUUAAAGUGCCAGGAUUCGGGUUUGAAGGCUGCAGGAAACAGUGACGAUUCAGAGGAGGAGGAAACUGCUCGCAAACUGAAAGAGUUGCAGGAGACAGCGGCCAAAGCCCACCCCUCCGGCACCAAAACAUCCCACGUCUCCCCGGACGCUCAGAGGGGCGGAACCUGCAGCAAAGACUCCUGGGAAGAACAUGGCAAGCUUUUGAUCUUUCAGAAGAAAGGCGUUCAGUCUUCUUCCAAGAUUGCAGGAUUUGACAUUGAUGGAACAAUUAUCACCACUAAGUCAGGGAAGGUCUUCCCAACCAGCGCAGAUGACUGGAGGAUUUUAUAUCCAGAAGUUCCCAAAAAAUUGAAAGCCCUCCUGGCCGAUGGAUACAAGGUGGUCUUUUUCACCAAUCAGAUGGGAAUUAGCCGCGGUAAGCUACGGCCUGAGGUUUUCAAAGCCAAAGCGGAAGCGAUUUUGGAUCACCUGGGCAUACCGGUUCAGAUCUUUGUUGCGACCGGUAUGGGCAUAUACCGUAAACCCGCCACUGGAAUGUGGGACUACCUGUGUGAGAAGGCUAAUGAUGGCAUCAAAGUGCAGAAAGAAGACUGUGUGUAUGUGGGAGAUGCUGCUGGACGACCUGCAAAUUGGGCUCCCGACCGCAAGAAGAAGGAUUUUUCUUGCGGUGACCGCUUGUUCUCUCUGAAUCUAGGCAUAAAGUUCUACACUCCGGAGGAGUAUUUCCUCGGCUGGAAGUCGGCUCCUUUCCAGCUUCCUACCUUUGACCCGAGGACUCUGGAUCCGAGUGUCCCGCUCUAUGAGCCUGCAUCCUCCACUCUAGUCUCCGCUUCCCCUGAGGUGGUAGUGGCUGUUGGAUACCCAGGAGCUGGUAAAUCUUCGUUUGUGAAAGAACAUCUGGUGCCAAAAGGCUAUGUGUUCGCCAACAGGGAUACACUAGGAACAUGGCAGAAGUGCGUGGCAGCCUGCGAAGAAGCACUGCAGAACGGCAAGAGUAUUGUCAUCGAUAAUACUAACCCUGAUGUGGAAUCUCGCAGCCGGUACAUCUCUUGUGCGCAAAAAGCGGGCGUUCCGGCCCGUUGUUUCCUCUUCACCGCCACUAUUGAGGUGGCCAAGCACAACAAUCGGUUCCGGGAGAUGACCAGCAAAGGACACGUAUCCGUAAAUGACAUGGUCAUCAAUAGCUACAAAAGUAAAUUUGUUGCACCGUCUCUAAAUGAAGGUUUCAGUGAAAUUUUAAAAAUCAAUUUUGUACCAAACUUCAAGGAGCCAGGUCUGAGAGCUUUGUAUCAGCAAUUCUCAGAAGGCUAAGUUACAGCUUUUAGUCAUGUGGAACGAAGAUCUGAUAAAAAUGACUUCAUAACCUGUAAAAAGAAACAGAUUACAUCUUGGUACAAAUGACAUGUACUUUAAUUAUUAACGUUUACACAUCGCAGAGGAAAAACUGCUUAUAUCUACAAAACAGCUCAUGCUUUCAUAAGGAAAAACACUGCUAUUGCGCUAAGGUUUGGCAGGACCCAAGAGUAUGCAAGACAAUACAGUUGAGGCCAAGUCUACACUAUUACAUCAUCUCACCACUGGGUGGGGCUGUUGCAUUGAAACGUCUUAUUGUUUUUCUACUUCUUGUUCGCGUUCUUAUUGUUAAAUAAAUGCAAUUGCCCAGACUGAGCUCAAUUGCAAACGUUAAAAA